CAUCCACAAUUGAAACAACAUCUUUUGACGUCCCAUCGAAUAUGUUUAUCAUGAAUCCUCGAUUAAGAUUACAAAUACGACACACGGUCUUCAUUGUCCUAAAAUUUAAUACACAACACAUAACGUCAAUGAUAAAAAAACAAAACAAAUUAUUUUCACCUAAUUAUUUUGUUUACAAGUUUUACAGCUGAGCAAAGCCAGAAAUGCAUUAGCCACCCUGUGGUUAUCAUAGAGUGAUGUUAAAUGUUAUUGAUAUCGAUAUACCAGACCUUACGAUUUUGGAAUUAAUUCUUUUGUGCAAAGGAAUCUUUUCAAUAAAUGGCUUCCAAUCCGACUUCUCCUUUAGAGAAUACCAUCCUUCGAAGCAAGAUUCGGGAAAAUGCACGGGAUCAGCGUUUGGAAUGCCGUGCCAAGGCAAAGGACUCAUUGCGCAUUGGCCUAGGACAGGUUAAGAAGGAAGUGGCUGCAUUAGAGAGCCUGGACACCAAGGACGUUAUUGGUCUGGCCGGCAGGAUCAAACGACGCAAACACGCCACCUCUGAGGACCUGUGCCGCCUUUCCCUGGCCUUCCUUCAGGGCAACGACAACAUCAACGCUUUUGCUGCCAUUCCUGGCGCCAUUCAGGUUCUGGUUAAAGAACUCACUGGACCCCACAUUCAACAACAGAUUAAUGCCGUCGAGUGCCUAUGUAAUCUUUCCCUAGGCGAGGCCCAUGUCUCCGAGAAGAUUGCCAGUUUGGCGGGGAGCUACAUGGUUACCUAUUUGGAUGGUAAGGAGGAGCGCCUAAAGCGUAGCUGCCUGUGGACCCUGGCCAACAUUCUGGCCACCUGUGACAAGGCUGGCAAGAUAUUGCUGCAAAUGCAACUUGUACCCAAAUGUUGGAGGCUGUUCAACGAUUCCAGUGGUUGUCAAGAAGACGCAGGCACCUGCCUGUUCCUAAUCGCCACUCACUGCUUGCACCAUGUGAGCGCUGAAGAUCGAAGGUACAUAGCAGAUAACUUGCACAGUAAAAACCCCAAGGAUUCAGGCAGCAAGUACUUCAUGUACAUAGUACACCAACUGGACAUUGUUGGACAGGAUCAUGAACUAGGUGCCCAACAAGCCGAAUGCCUUUUGCAUUUCUUUGAGGAGACGCUAUCGACUCCAGUCGACAGUCUUGGCCUUAUUUACGGAGUGCGUGUGAUGGCUAAUCUAAUGGCCCUAGGUGAUCCAAAACUAAUCGGCAGAUUGGCAGACCCCCAAAACUUUAUAAACGCCCUAAAUCAGCUCUUCGCCUUGCGAUCUUCCCAACUCCACAGUGACUUGAUACGGUUGCUCAAGAAUUUUCUGCUCCUAAACAUAUUGGACUCCAAACUGCUAUUGGAUAGCUUGAAUAUAUACGCAUAGUCUACGAU
Molecule: messenger RNA, 1394 nt
Organism: Drosophila rhopaloa
Lineage: Eukaryota; Metazoa; Arthropoda; Insecta; Diptera; Drosophilidae
Exons: 2
Coding region: 319-1386 (355 amino acids)
Source: RefSeq, a predicted model, not a curated record